ACAGCUAAUUUGUAAUUAGAUAAUUAAAAACCCAAUGUCAAAAUCUACUUUUUGAUUUAUUAAGAUGGCAUAAAAAGUUUUCUUUUAAAACCUCAAAAUUAAUGGAAGUUUGUAUAAAUGUAUGAAAGUAAAUAUAAAAUUAAUGUAUUAGAUUAAGAAGAGCCUGAAUUGACUUCAACUUAUAAUAAGAAUCAGAAAUUAGUUGAUAUUAUAAUUAAACUAAGAAGUGAUUUUUUAAAAAAUCCUCCAUAUUGUUAGAAUUUAUUGUAGAAAGACCGAGCAAAAAUAGAAUUAGAAUAGAAAAUUCUAAAGUACACUGAGAAAGUAUGAAUUAAUUAUUAAAUAAAAAGAUAGAAGAUGAUUGGAGGAAUAUAAAGGAAUUAGGAAAUAAGUUAAAUUAGGAAUAUUAAUAAAGUUAAGAUUAGAGAGCAAAAUUAAAGUAGUUGAGAAGUUUUAUAUCAGAAGCAAAUGAAAGUUUAGAAAAGGAGAUUAAACGUAUGGAAAAAUUUUAAAAUGAUCAUUAUCAUUAAGAAGUUAACGAAGAUAAUAUUUUAAAAAUUUUAUCUUUAAAUUAAGCAGAUGAAUAAAUAUGCAAUUUAUAAGCAAAUUUAUCUGGAUUUCGUGAUACAUAUAGAUAUGUAUAGAAUAGAAUAAGCACAAAUAGAAAUGUAUCUUUAGAAUGGGUUUGUUCAAUAGUAAAAUAGUUGGCGGAAUAAGAAUUUAAUGAUAUAUAAUUGUUAAAAAAAUGUUAAAGAUAACUUGUGAAAAAUUGA
Paramecium sonneborni is the source of this 773-nucleotide messenger RNA. The record is from the annotation of a GenBank genome assembly. Lineage: Eukaryota; Ciliophora; Oligohymenophorea; Peniculida; Parameciidae.